Rhizophagus irregularis DAOM 181602=DAOM 197198 is the source of this 1422-nucleotide messenger RNA. RefSeq lists its product as uncharacterized. Lineage: Eukaryota; Fungi; Glomeromycota; Glomeromycetes; Glomerales; Glomeraceae. The record is from RefSeq and is a predicted model, not a curated record.
AUCAGAAAGGUCGUUUUUAGUGGUAGAAUUUCCCAUGGACGAUUGGAGGAAUAACUUCGAUCAUUUUGUUAAUGAUGUUGAAAUUUCAACUGAAACUCUUCCAAUGGAUAUCGUUAUUGAUGUUAUUGAUGAUGAAAAUAGGGAUCGUCCGAACGUAAAUCCUAUCGAUCAAGUGAUCCCUGUUUUUACAGUUGAUGAUACUGGUUACUCUGGUGAUGAUCCUGAUGCGCAACCUUGUUCAGUUUCCGAUUCUCCUUCACUACCAAACGACGAAGUCAAUGAAGGCCGUGCGGAUAAAUUCACAAAUUGUACUCUAAAUGAUGAAGGUGCAACACACAAAAUCGACAAAAACGAAUCUGCUCGCCCGGUAGAUAUUAUUACCAUAACAGAUGAUUCACCUAUAGGCUUAGAUAACCGACUCAUUGCUACCCCAUCUUUAACGGACGCGCAUCCUUCUUGGGACUGUUUGGUAUUUCAAACUUCACCAGGCAGACCAGGAAGAAAGUCCAAGAUACGAGUGACAGCCGAAGAGAAAGCGAAAUUCAAUACACUUGUAUUUAGCUCUUUCCUGGGAACAAAACGUGACAACGCUUCGCUCAUUUUAUCCACUUCAAAGUCAAAUGAUACAAAUGAUACGGAACUAGCGGGAAUUAAAAGUGGGAUAUUUUAUGGGCUCACAAUUUUUUUUAAAGAUCGAGCUUUACAUAUCCGAGAAAAUUUAAGAACUCUUGUGACACAAAAUGGAGGUGAAGUUUGCGAUAAGCUGAAAAAAAUAACCACUCAUGUAAUAACAUGUAAACCAGUACCUUGGUAUAAGGUUGAUGAGUUGCGGCGCAGCACAAACUGCCGGGUAGUCAACCCCGAAUGGAUUUUGGAAUGUACACGUGUUGGUCGACGUGUUAAUGAAAAUGCAUUCAAUAUGGCUGGGGUUCAACAGUCGCAACCAACAAUUUUAAAAUUUAUGAGUGGAGAUACAAAUGAUCAACUAGGUUCUGAUGACCUUCCUAAUACAAGGAAAAGAGGAAGAGAGGUUGAUGAUAUUCCAAGUGAAAACAAGAGGCAUCGAGUCAAUUCUUACGUUGGUUCUGAAAUUCAAAAUCAUGUACAAGAUAUCGAAUGCGUCUGAUUUGAAGCAGUUAGAAGUUUGUAGGUGGCAGCAAUGGCUUUUUGCAUGAACAACCGAUGGAUCGAAAAAAAAGGUCGAAUAAUAAGUGUCGUAUGUUUACUGCGACAAAAGUAGAUUUUGACAAUUAUUAUGCAAACGAUAAGAAAUUUAUUCUUCAAUGGGUCACAAUGUCUUGUAGGUGCACUAUAGAAAUUGGUAUUGGAUACCCUUUUAGUAGAGCUAACAUUUUGUUGUGGCGCAUAAGAAAUAAUCAAUGACAAUUUGAUUUGCAAGAAAUGCUGAUAUCUGGAUCUAAA